Molecule: messenger RNA, 1383 nt
Organism: Didymodactylos carnosus
Lineage: Eukaryota; Metazoa; Rotifera; Eurotatoria; Philodinida; Philodinidae
Source: the annotation of a GenBank genome assembly
AUGGCUUAUUGUAUUGGUUUAACGAUCAGUAUUCCUCAUCAACAACUAAAAACCUUUUCUUGUCGUGUACAUUGGCCAUUUGAUGAGAACAGUAAUCCACCCGACAUGUCAAAUUUAUACGAUAAUGAUGUGUUAACACAAAAGCCAAUUAAUAAUACAAUAUUACCCGAUGAUUGCUCGAGUAUGAAAAAGAAUGAUAAUAAUAUUGAUCAUUCUACAAAAUAUAAUAGUAAAAUUCAUAAUUUAUCAUUAUCACAAAAUUCAAUUGUAAAAGAGGAACUACAUCUAAUAACAAACAAUAAAAAUUUUUUUUCAUUAAUGACAUCUCUUGGAUUAAAAUUAAAACUAACAAAAAUGACGUCAGCCAGUGAACAACCGAUUAAUGAUGGAAUGCCGUCAACAUUAUUAACAUGUUAUAAUCAACGUUUACGUAAACGAACAUUAUUGAAUAAAAAAUAUGCUGCACCACUUUGUUUAUUAAAUUUAAAAACACAUCAUGUUCUCGUUAAAGAAGCAAUUGAUUCUGUUCUUCCUCAAUUACGUUCAAUACCUAUUGUUAAAGAUUACGAAAAAUAUUGUUGUUCAAAACAGUAUCAUCGACAGCUAUCAUCUCAACAAAGUAUGGUACACUAUUAUUAUCACAGAUCACAACUAACAUUUUCACAUUCUCGUGGUCUUGUGAGAAGAGACGAACAAUUGAGUACAAAAACUUUAAAAAGAGAUUUUUCAAUUGAAACAAUAAUCAAAGAUUGCAAAAUUGUUUUGUCUCGGUUAGAAUCGUGCGAUUUGGAAUUGAUGAUUCAAUCAUCAUCAACAACAAAGAAGAAACGAAAAAUUCAAAAAGCAAAACGUACACCCAUAAACGGAACUAAAAUGAAAAAACGAAAACGACCAAAUGAAGCAGGACUAGAAUUAAAGAAUAAACGAAUGAAAAAGAUUGUUGUUGAUCAACCAUCAUUAUUGGAAGAUCAAAAUAAUGACAGUUCAGAUGAUUGUGUUAUGAUUCAAACGAGUACAUCAUCAUUUAAUCGAAUUUGUUUGAAAUGUUUUUUAUGUGAUGAGCGAAUAAUGAUAAUUUAUGGACAUUCUACGUCAAAUAGUUUACAUUCACAUUAUUUAUUACAUAAAAAUUCGCAAAUAACGCUGAAUAUUUAUGAUACAGAAAUAGAUCAGCAAAUAACGAGAAUGGUUGAAUUUUUUAUACCACCGAAAAGACAUGCACUUGAAGGAAAAGUAAAAGAAGUUUUUAUUUUAAACGGUCAAGAGUUACGUCGACAAAAUUCUGAAAAUAUUUCUCUACCAUCAGAAAAUAGUAAUAAGAAAACUAAAAAAUUCUUAUCGUCUUCCUGUUCGCAUUCAAAUGAAAUAAUUGUGCUUGAUUAA